Drosophila biarmipes is the source of this 1019-nucleotide messenger RNA. RefSeq lists its product as uncharacterized. The transcript has 6 exons. Bases 103 to 969 code for a protein of 288 amino acids. The record is from RefSeq and is a predicted model, not a curated record. NCBI's taxonomy places the organism in Eukaryota, Metazoa, Arthropoda, Insecta, Diptera, Drosophilidae.
UCAAGAAAAUAUCACUAAAUUUUCCUAUAUUUUCCACAUUAUAUCUAAACAACUUUAGUCGAUAAAUCCCCAGUUAGAGGCUCCACUUUUGGGUCUUUCAAUAUGGACACUCGACGCAAAUGGAAAAGGUUUGGUCGCCAAACUUACGCAACCUUUGCGAUGUUUUUGGCAGUAGCUUUGGGUCAAUGGAUUAUUGUCUGCUUGGUGGAAAGCGGACGUAAGAUAUUCCGGGAUUUUGAGGAAAUUGGCUCGGCCACCCUUGCUCUAGCUGGCAUCAUUUUCACCAUGUUUGCCUUUAACCAAAAUGUUCGCGUCCACAGGAUUUACAAAUGGAUUGUGGCUUUUGUGUUAGUGGAACUGGAAAUAUUUUCGAUGUACGUGCUUGUUGCUCGAAGUUGGCUUCCAGACAUGUUGGCCUUCUACUUCAUUUGCGUACUUCUAAUAGUCGUAGUCCUGGUCAUUGGCUGCCAUCUUUCGUUUACGAUGGAUUUGACCCAGUUCAUAGCACCGCUCUUUAUCAUGAGCUUCAUAUUGGUCACAUUCUCCGCGUAUUUCCUGAUGUCACAUCUCUUUUUGCCAGACUUAAAGUGCUAUGGCUAUAUGUUCUUCGAGAUUUUUCUAACGCUUGUAAUGUUAUUGAUGGCCACGCUGCAUGCCCAAACCAUUAAUGGAGAUCGGCAUGUCCAGAUGAGCUUGGAUGACUUCAUCUUGGCCGCAUUGCUUCUGUUUCAUGAAUUUCUGGCCAUAUACGCCCUGACUUUCUACUGGCAAAUCAACUAUAACUAUUUCACAUCCACCGACUUCUUCUGGAUGUCGACGAGCACAAAAGAUACUCAUGGAACAACCGCCAUGCAUCGAGAUUAUGAUGACUAUGAUGAUAAGCCAAAUGAAGAGGAAUGGAAAAUUGACAAUAUGACGAACUAUGAUUGGGCUGCAGAAGAUUGGGAAAUCAGCAAUGGCAAAAUGUGAUUUUAAUUUAGUUGGCAAAACAAUGUCGUACCACAACCAUAUGACCUCCA